Messenger RNA from Mollisia scopiformis, 7877 nucleotides. RefSeq names its product reducing type I polyketide synthase. Gene Ontology annotation, molecular function: phosphopantetheine binding; oxidoreductase activity; 3-oxoacyl-[acyl-carrier-protein] synthase activity. Gene Ontology annotation, biological process: fatty acid biosynthetic process; secondary metabolite biosynthetic process. Bases 1 to 7743 code for a protein of 2580 amino acids. The record is from RefSeq and is a predicted model, not a curated record. The transcript is spliced from 13 exons. Lineage: Eukaryota; Fungi; Ascomycota; Leotiomycetes; Helotiales; Mollisiaceae.
AUGAGUACAGCCACCAAUGGUUCAAGUAACUCGGUGAAAACCCCAGAUCCUGCCCAAGAUGAUCCAGUUGUUAUUAUUGGAAUGAGCCUCAAAUUUCCCCAAGAUGCUGUCUCUGUGGAAUCUUUCUGGAAAAUGUUGAUGGAAGGAAGAUCAGCCAGCUCUGAAGUUCCCAAAGAUAGAUACAACGUGGAUGCAUUUUAUGCACCCGGGAAAAGCAAAACUGGAAUGGUGAACGUUAAGGCGGGGCACUUUAUUCGAGAUGAUCUUGCCGCCUUUGAUGCUCCCUUCUUCACUAUGACUCCGGGCGAAGUAGCUUGCAUGGACCCUCUACAGAGAUGGCUCUUAGAAACUUCAUAUCAAGGACUCGAGAACGCGGGGAUCCCAAUGGAAGAAGCGAAGGGAUCAAAAACAUCUGUGUAUAUCGGAUCAUUUUUGGAUGAGUACGGUAUGGUCUUAAAUAGAGACCUGCAGAUGUCACAGAAAUACAAGGCGCCUGGAACUGCAGUUUCCAUGCUUGCUAACCGACUGAGCUGGUUCUAUGAUCUCCGAGGUCCGAGUAUUGCCCUGGACACUGCAUGUUCCAGUAGCUUAGUUGCAUUUCAUCUCGCUUGUCAGAGUCUAGUAACUGGAGAGUCCGAAAUGAGUAUAGUAGGAGGUUGCAAUUUGACUUACAAUCCCGAGACGUCAAUCUGUCUUUCUGACCUGGGAUUCCUCUCUCCAGACGGAAUCAGUUACAGUUUUGACGAACGUGCAAAUGGAUACGCAAGAGGCGAAGGUUUUGGAAUCGUCAUUUUGAAGUCCUUAUCCAAAGCGGUCCGAGAUGGAAAUACAAUACGAGCAGUAGUUCGAGCUACAGGAUCAAAUCAGGAUGGGCGGACACCUGGUAUUACGCAACCCAGCAUGAAGGCACAAGAAACGUUGAUUCGUGAAACUUAUCAAGCAGCCGGCUUGGAUAUGGGGAAAACGGCGUUCGUUGAAGCACAUGCUACUGGGACAACAUUAGGAGACCCGAUUGAGGCUGCAGCUCUGGGUAAUGCUUUCAAGACUUCUCGAGAAACCAUUUCCCAUCUCCAUGUUGGCGCUGUGAAAAGCAACAUUGGACAUCUGGAAGGGGCUAGCGGUGUUGCAGGCUUAAUCAAAACAGUACUAGCGCUUGAAAGGGCAACUAUCCCCCCCAACGUUUGGCCGAGGAAUCUGAACAAGAGGAUACAAGCAGAAACUCUCAAGUUGAAAUUCCCUACGAAACCUAUUCCUUGGCCGACUAGUGAUCUGCGCCGAGCAUCAGUCAACUCAUUCGGCUUUGGUGGGGCAAAUGCACAUGUAGUACUUGAUGAUGCUUUUCAUUACUUGCGAGACCACGAUUUGAUCGGAAAUCAUCUGACUGCUGUCGUAUUGCCAGCAGCAGAUAGCAUCGCCGGGGGAAAGCCCAUUGUCAAUACGGAAGACACAGGAAACAACAUAGCGAACUUGGCAACACCAAAAUUGUUUGUAUUCUCGGCGCCGGAUGAAGAUGGUCUACGCCGUGUGACAUCAACAUAUCAAUCUCAAUUGCUCUCUCAUUGUACCGCGGAGUAUAUCAGCGACCUUGCAUACACCCUUUCGGAAAAGCGUAUGAAAUUUCGAUGUCGGUAUUCAACGGCGGCCAGCUCCAUUGAUCAGUUGAAGCGAAAUUUGGCAGAGCAACAAGAUUUCGUUCAGUCAAAGCAGACGCCUCGGAUAUGUUUUGUUUUCACGGGGCAAGGUGCCCAAUGGUAUGCAAUGGGCCGGGAGUUGCUAAGGUACCCUGAAUUCAGACGGAGCCUAGAAGAUUCGGCGAGCAUAUUUGCAGAUUUGGGUUGCCAAUGGUCGCUCGUUGAGGAACUACUGAAAGAUGAGACAACAACAAACAUUGCACUGGUACAGCAGCUCUCGGUGUGGUCUAUCAGCCCAUCUGUGGUAGUUGGCCAUUCCUCCGGGGAAAUCGCAGCAGCCUAUUGUACGGGUGCGCUUUCGGUUGGCUCUGCUUGCAAAGUGGCAUACUUUCGUGGCUUUGUCGCAGCAAUCCUCGAAAGAUCCGCAACUCCGGGCUCAAUGUUAGCCGUUGGUAUGUCAGAAGAUGAGGCAAAUGCUUUUCUUAACAAAUUGCAACUUGAAGACGGGCAGGUAACAGUUGCUUGCAUCAAUAGCCCCAAGAGUAUAACACUCUCGGCGUCCAAAUCCUCUAUUGAUAUGCUGCAAGUCUUAUUCGAAAAAGAAAACAUAUUCGUGCGAAGGCUUCCGGUGCACGUUGCGUAUCACUCGCCACAAAUGGACGAAAUUGCCGAGCUUUACAGGAAAUUGAUCUCGGAGCUCGACUCGGGGUUACCAGUCAGCGAUGAUCUCGUGAUGUUUUCGUCAUUGACUGGCUCAAAGAUCUCCAAUGAAGAAACUUCCAGGCCCAAAUACUGGGUUGACAACAUGAUCUCACCAGUAAAGUUCUCUCAAGCGUUAGGGAACUUAGGUAAUCAGGCAGCAAAGAAGUUACGCAAGUCACUAAAACCGGACAAGCUUCCUCCACCCGUCAACUACUUCUUGGAGAUUGGACCACAUUCAACAUUGAAAGGAGCCAUCAAGGCGACAAUGGAUUCAUUGUCGAAACAAGACACAAUCACUUAUAUGCCAACACUUGUCCGAGGCAAAUCUGCCGUGGAGACUGCUGCAGAAGCUUUGGGAAACUUGUGGUGUCGAGGACAUGAGGUAAACUUAUGCUUGUUCAACGAUUCAGAGGUCCCAAGUCGACAGAGAAACAUGCUCGUAGAUCUUCCUUGUUAUCCGUUUGAUCACAGCAGAAAAUUCUGGUUGGAAAGCAGGCUGUCGAAAGGUCUCAGAUUUCGUCAACACGCUCCUCUCCCUGUGCUCGGAACAGCAGUCGCAGAUUGGAAUCCUCUGGAGCCAAGAUGGCGGAAUAUCAUCACGCUUGCAGAGAAUCCGUGGAUCAAGGAUCAUAACGUGAAUGGUGCAGAUAUCUAUCCCGCUGCAGGAAUGCUGGUCAUGGCCAUGGAGGGAGCCCAACAGAUGUCGGAUACCAAGUCGAUCAUCAAGGGAUAUCAUAUGAAAGAUGUAUCCAUCAAGAAAGCGCUUGUCUUCCCCACCUUAGACAAUGGUCUUGAGGUCCAGUUGUACUUUCGGCCUGGUAGGGAGCGAACUGGCAGCUUCCUCAAUUGGAGCGGCUUCCGAAUCUGUGUGUAUGAAGAUAAAGAGUGGUCCGAUAUAUGUACGGGAUCCAUAGCGAUCGAGUACCAGAGUGGCGCCUCAAGUUUCACUGAUGGACGCGGAGUCGAACUAGCGAUGUCGAACUAUCAGGAAGAGUGUCGAGAAAUGGCAGAGAGGUGUAGAUCUCCGAUAGAGCCACGGAUCUUCUAUUCGCACUUGAAAGACUUUGGCCUGAACUUCGGUCCGACAUUUCGUUCCCUUACCAAUCUCCGCUUCAAUGAUCAUGGCGAUUCACUAGGAACAACUGACAUACACCACUGGCAGUCUUCAUACGGGCAAGACGACUCAAAGUCUCCCAUAAUGCAUCCCGCAGCACUCGACACCUUUCUUCAGCUUGCGUGUCUGGGUUUGACCAAAGGUGGAAAAGAGACACUUCCAACCAUGAUCCCAACAACCUUUCGAAGUCUCUGGAUAUCUGCAGAUAUUGCCAAUCAAAAGGAAACAAGUCUUAUGUCUCUUGACAACAGUAUAGCUUCCAGUGUCAGAAUUUAUACAAAGUCCAAGCUGCAAGGGUUCCGAGAUGCCCAUUCGACAGUUAUCGGACAGGAUGCGGAAAGUCAAGCCAUUGUUCUCGUUGGAGAUGUCAACUUUACCGGCAUUGCAGAGCUUGAAGCGAGAUCACAGUCCGUUGCGCCUCAAAAACUGUGUUACAAGGUUGAAUGGAAGCCGGAUCUUGACCUUAUGGAAAGGGAUGAUGUUUAUUCAUUUUGCUCAAGCGGCAUAGAGUUCUGCCCUCCAUAUGCCGACAUGGAUCAUGAGAAGUCUCUUUUAUGUCACUUUGGAUUGCGACAAUUGGUCGAGGACGUACAGAAAUUUAAUGGUCAAAUGUUAGAAAUCAAGCCGCAUCUUCAGAAAUAUCUUCACUGGGCAGAACAUCGACUGUCGACAGACCAAUGGACAACUCAGAUGCAAGACGAAGUGUCUCGAAUGCCACUUUCUGAAUUACUGGAAAAGGUGGCCCAUAACGACCCACAAGGCAAGCUUAUGGUCAAUGUGUUGAAUAAUCUUAACCGAAUCAUGAAAAGGGAAGUAGAUGCGCUCGAAGUGAUAUUCCAAGAGGGCUUGGUCAAUGAAUACUAUCACUUCACAUACGAUAUCACCUCGGGCUUCGACGAAGCUCUUCGCUUCAUCGACACAUUGGCACAUAAGUCGCCAAGAAUGAGGAUCCUGGAGAUUGGUGCAGGAACAGGUUCAGCUACUGGCAGGGUGCUUCGUGCUCUAACCAGGAAAGACAACAAAGAUUCCGCGGAAAAGACUUAUUUGUUUCAAGAUUACACAUUCACUGAUAUUUCGACUAGCUUCUUUGAGGCAGCGAAGAUUAAAUUCUCUGAAUAUGCUGAAGUGAUAGAAUUCAGAAUUCUAGAUAUUGAGAAGGACCCAGCUGACCAAAUGUUCGAUAUUGCGGAGUAUGACUUGAUUGUUGCGUCUAAUGUGAUACAUGCUACCGCUAGCCUCAAUGCAACCCUCCAGAAUGUCAGGAAGCUUAUGAAACCAGGUGGAAAGUUCGUCUUGUUCGAAUUGACUGUCCCCGACAACAUAGUUGAAGGCGUGAUCUUCGGCCUGCUACCUGGAUGGUGGUUAAGCACAGAAGAACACCGACAAUGGGGUCCAAUGGUGACCCGAGAGACCUGGAACUCCUAUCUUAAAUCCGCUGGAUUUACCGGCCUCGAUCUGGCGUUUCCGGCCCAUGACGAGACGGCGAAAUGCCAUACCAUGAUUUCUACUGCAUCAGAAGCUUUCGAAUUGAUUUUCAACAUUCCAAAAGUAGUCAUUCUGACACUUGGAAAUUCUGCUCUCCAGAAUAAGGCAGCAGAGCGACUGCAGUAUUUGCUAAAAGAUUUCUGUGGGGUUGCUGAGAUCAAGUCUACGGUUGACGUUGAGUCUAGCUACGACGAACAGUCAAUUUGUGUUCCUUUCCUCGAACUUGAACAUUCAUUCCUUGAUCAAAUCUCACAGGAUGAUUUCAAUCUUCUGAAGCUUCUCUUCUCGAAGUUCGGAACGAUCAUUUGGGCCAGCUCCGAAAUCUCAUCAACGGCUAAUCCACUAGGAGACAUGAUUACGGGUCUCGCUAGGUGUGUAAGAGAAGAGAAUGGGACCACCAAGCUUGUGACCGUCAAGCUGUCGAGAAUCCAAGACGUUGCUCGAGCAAUGACCCAGAUAUUCAAAGUGAUACAGAAAACAUCACAGUCUUUAUUGGAUAAAUGUGAAGUGGAAUUUGCUGAGAUUGAUGGGUCAUUGUGUAUCAGCAGAAUUGCUGAGUUCAAGGAGUUGGACGAAUUCGUAAGUCGAAAAACGACCAGACAGCAAGCGCAAAUGCAAAAAUUUCGAGAAGGAGAAUCGACUCCGAUGAAGUUGGCUAUUGGUCAACUUGGACUGCUCAGUACCCUUCAAUAUGAAGCUGAUUCUUCUAUCUUGUCUGGUUCGCUUGCACCCGACGAAAUUGAGAUAGAGGUCAAAGCUGCUGGGCUGAACUUCCGAGAUGUCCUUAUCGCAUUAGGGCAAGACCCGGCUUCUUACCUGGGGAUCGAGUGCUCUGGGGUGGUCAUACAAGUUGGUGAAGAAGCAGCAGCGAAAUUCAAGAUUGGCGCUCGGGUUUGUUGCGUCACGGAGGGAUGUCUCCGAACAAACGUUCGGUGUGACCACAGGAUCGCAAUCGAGAUCCCUGACCACAUGCCGUUUCAAUCAGGUGCCGCCUUCCCUGUCGCUUACUCUUCGGCUUAUUACUCCGUGACAAGCAUAGCUCGUUUGCGGCCAAAUGAAUCAAUUCUGAUCCAUUCCGGGGCCGGAGCUUUUGGACAAGCAUGCAUACAACUCGCGAAGCUCCAAAACGCCAAUAUCUUCACUACUGUCGGCACAGACGAGAAGAAAGAGUUUCUGGUAAAAACCUACGGCAUCGAAGAAAGCAACAUAUUUUCAAGUCGAAGUCCCGAUUUCGCACAAGGGGUCAAAGCACUCACGAACGGCCGUGGAGUCGAUGUCAUCAUUAACUCUUUGGCUGGAGAAGCUCUGAAAUGUACUUGGGACUGUAUUGCUCCGUUUGGGCGAUUUGUUGAGGUUGGGAAAAAAGAUAUCUACAACUUCGGGAACCUGCCGAUGUUCCCAUUCUCAAGAAAUGUCACUUUCUCCAGCGUCGAUAUAUUUUAUAUAUACCGCAACUUUCGCCAAAUUCUCACUGAGCUUAUGGAGUCAGGCAUGGCACUUUUUAGUCAUGGGAAAAUCACAGUUCCCAGUCCGAUUGAAGUUUACCACGGCUCUGAAGUGGAAACAGCCUUUCGGUAUUUGGAAAGUGGUAAGAGCAAGGGCAAACUCGUGAUAGAGUUCCACAACGAUGAUAUAGUCCCGGUCGUAUCUAGCAGCGGGCCUCCUUACAACUUGGACCCGAACUCUACCUACGUUAUAGCAGGUGGUCUUGGUGGUCUCGGUAGGAGCAUAGCUCGGUGGAUGGUGACUAGAUCUGCAAAGCACUUGAUCCUCCUUUCACGAUCAAAGCUACACAGUGAAGCAGUGGUCGCAUUCCUCGCAGACUUACGAGAUCAAGGGAUUGACGUUGCUACCCCGCCAUGUGAUGUUGGGGACAGAGACUCUCUCGAGAGCGCUCUUCAACAGUGUGCACACAUGCCGCCGAUCAGAGGUUGUGUACAAGCAUCUAUGGUGCUUAAGGACGCAAUGUUCGCAAACAUGACAGUUUCCGAUUUCCAAACUGGUACCAAAGCUAAGGUUGACGGAUCUUGGAAUUUGCAUACUCUACUACCAUUAGGGAUGGACUUUUUCAUACUCUUGUCCUCUCUAGCUGGGCUGAUUGGAUCUCGUGGGCAAUCCAACUAUGCAGCUGGAAACACCUACCAAGAUGGACUUGCGCACUACCGUAACAAAGAAGGGGAGAAGGCACUUUCUCUAGACCUUGGCAAACUCACCCGCAUUGGGUAUGUUGCCGAGAGGGAGGGCAUAGAAAACGACGCAAUUGGCGAAGUCCAGGAGAAUGCACUUCUUGCGAUGAUGGAAUACGCUUGCAACCCUGACCUGCCAAUCAAAUUAGGUUCACCAAGUCAAGUGGUCACUGGCAUCGAGACACCUGCUGCACUCAAAGCUCAAGGCGUUGAAGAGCCCUAUUGGAUGCUGCGACCCAUGUUCUCACCUCUUUAUCGAACGUCUAACCUGCAGAGCAAUAGCACCCAGGAUGAUACAAAUGGAAGUGAAACGUGCAGUAAGAGGAUCGCAACAGCAGAGACGUUGGAAGAAGCGACUGAGAUAAUCAUUGACGGCUUGCAAACAAAAUUGUCGAGAACGCUGGCUGUUCAAAAAGCCAACAUCGAUACGACAAAGCCAAUGCACAUCUAUGGUGUCGAUUCGCUAUCUGCAGUUGAGUUGAGAACUUGGUUUCGCAAUGUUGUUGGCGUUGACAUCACUGUUUUCGAUAUUCUGGGCAAUCAAAGUCUUGCAGAUUUGGCAGCAACUGUGGCACCCAGAAGUCAAUUUCUAGCGGAGGAGCUUAAGAGGAUGAAGGAGGGCUAGGUGAAUGGUUGAGAAGGAGAAAGUGGGACGAAUAUUCUCUUGGUGAUAUCUUGAAGCUAGCGAGUCUAUGAAUUAUGUCAGAAAUUUUCAACAGAGUCAUUGGAUGGAAUUAUCUCGAACAAUCUUUCGUCCUA